This is a messenger RNA of Pseudopodoces humilis (Tibetan ground-tit), 2951 nucleotides long. RefSeq names its product catenin alpha 3 (gene CTNNA3). Gene Ontology annotation, biological process: cell-cell adhesion; cell migration. The record is from RefSeq and is a predicted model, not a curated record. Gene Ontology annotation, molecular function: beta-catenin binding; cadherin binding; actin filament binding. Gene Ontology annotation, cellular component: adherens junction; fascia adherens. Lineage: Eukaryota; Metazoa; Chordata; Aves; Passeriformes; Paridae.
CACUGGAGUCCCCCACACCAGGGAAUUGCAUAGACAGUUGCUUUAGUGCUGAAUAUGGACCAUGUGUUUUCUAGGAUAGGUGAAAUGUCGACAAAAGUGCCAAACAUUAAACUGAAAACUGAUCCUCGGGAUCUGCAGAUCCAGACAUUUACGGUGGAGAAAUUACUGGAGCCGCUGAUAAUUCAGGUUACAACAUUAGUGAACUGUCCACAGAAUCCUUCUAGUAAGAAAAAGGGCCGUUCCAAAAGAGCUCGUGUCUUGCUUGCUUCUGUGGAAGAAGCCACUUGGAAUCUAUUGGACAAGGGAGAAAAAAUUGCCAAGGAAGCAGUUGUGUUUAAAGAGGAACUUCACACGGCUCUCGCUGAUGUGCGGAAAGAGAGUCAGGCCUUGCAGGUGUCAGCAGAGGCGUUCACCAGCGAUCCCUGCUCCCUGCCCAGGAGGCAGGCUGUUGUCCCAGCAGCUCGUGCCCUGCUGGCCGCUGUCACCAGGCUCCUCAUCCUGGCCGACAUGGUGGACGUGGCCUACCUGCUGCAGCACCUGAGUGUGUUUCAAAGAACAUUUGAAUCUUUAAGAAAUGUAUCCAGUAAAUCUGAUCUACAGAAAACCUACCAAAAGUUUCAAAAAGAUCUGGAAAAUCUUGAUUACUUGGCAUACAAACGUCAGCAGGAUUUGAAAUCUAGCAAUCAGCGAGAUGAAAUUGCUGCAGCACGUGCAUCCCUGAAGGAAAAUUCUGCUUUCCUACAUUCAAUAUGUUCAGCUUGUUUGGAACAUUCAGAUGUUGCAUCCCUUACAGCCAGCAAGGAUUCAAUUUGCAAUGAAAUACAGAAUGCUCUCAAUGUAAUUUCUAAUGCUUCCCAAGGAGUUGGAAAUAAAGUGGAGCAACCUGCAUCUCGCACAGCUACUCUUGGAAGUGCACUUGAUGAGCUUGAGAAUUUGAUAGCCCUGGAUCCUCUGGUGGUGAAGGACGAGAAGGUGAGGCCCUCCCUGGAGCAGCGGCUGGAGGCGAUCAUCAGCGGGGCGGCACUGCUGGCCGACUCCUCGUGCACGCGGGACUCGCACCGCGAGCGCAUCAUCGCCGAGUGCAGCGCCAUCCGCCAGGCCCUGCAGCACCUGCUGGCCCAGUACCUCUGCUCCGCUGACAAGGCAGAGAGAAGCGAUGCCUUGAACGUGGCCAUAGAAGGGAUGUGCAAGAGGACCAGAGACCUCCGCAGGCAGCUCCGGAAAGCCAUCAUAGAUCACAUCUCAGACUCCUUCCUAGACACCACCGUUCCACUGCUCGUUCUCAUUGAAGCUGCUAAAAAUGGAAGAGAGAAAGAAAUAAAGGAAUAUGCUGCUAUAUUUCGAGAACAUACCAGCAGGCUUGUGGAGGUUGCCAAUCUUGCUUGUUCGUUGUCAACAAAUGAAGAUGGAACGAAAAUUGUCCAAAUGGCAGCUAAUCACAUUGAGACUUUGUGCCCACAGGUUAUUAAUGCUGCUUUAGCUCUUGCUGCCAGACCAAAAAGUCAAGUUGUGAAAAACAACAUGGAGAUGUAUAGGAGUACGUGGGAGAAUCACAUCCGUGUUCUUACUGAAGCUGUGGAUGAUAUAACAAGUAUUGAUGAUUUCCUUGCUGUAUCAGAGAGCCACAUCCUGGAGGACGUGAACCGCUGCAUCGUGGCGCUGCGGGAGCAGGACGCCGACGGCCUGGAGCGCGCGGCGGGCGCCAUCCGCGGCCGCGCCGCCAGGGUCGCUCACAUCGUGGCCGGCGAGAUGGACAGCUACGAGCCAGGGGCCUACACCGAGGGAGUCAUGGUGCACGUGCAGCAUCUCAGCAGGGCUGUGAUUCCAGAAUUUAUUAGUCAAGUAAAUAUUGCAUUGGAGAGCUUAAGCAAGAACACAGCACAUCUGUUUGAUGACAACCAGUUUGUGGACGUUUCCAAGAAGGUGUACGAUACGAUUCAUAACAUCAGGUGCUCUGUCAUGAUGAUCCGGACUGCCGAGGAGCUGGAGGAUGUGUCUGACCUGGAGGACGAGCAGGAUGCGCGCAGCCGUACCAGCGUGCAGACGGAGGGGAAGACAGACCGGGCCAAGAUGACUCAGCUGCCUGAAGCUGAAAAGGAAAAGAUAGCUGAGCAAGUGGCUGACUUUAAGAAAGUCAAGAGUAAGCUUGAUGCCGAGAUUGAAAUCUGGGAUGAUACCAGCAAUGACAUAAUCGUUCUGGCCAAGAGGAUGUGUGUGAUUAUGAUGGAAAUGACUGACUUCACAAGGGGGAGAGGCCCACUGAAGCACACAUCCGAUGUCAUCAACGCCGCCAAGAUGAUCUCGGAGUCGGGCUCGCGCAUGGACGUCCUGGCGCGGCUCAUCGCUGAGCAGUGCCCAGACCAGUCGUGCAAACAGGAUUUACUGGCUUACCUAGAACAGAUCAAGCUGUACUCACAUCAGCUCAAAAUCUGCAGCCAGGUUAAAGCAGAAAUCCAGAACCUUGGUGGAGAGCUCAUCAUGUCUGCACUGGACAGCGUCACUUCACUAAUUCAGGCCGCCAAAAAUCUCAUGAAUUCUGUGGUGCAGACAGUGAAGAUGUCCUACAUCGCAUCCACAAAGAUCAUCAAGAUUCAGAGUCCUGCCGGCCCACGACAUCCAGUUGUCAUGUGGAGAAUGAAGGCUCCAGAGAAGAAGCCCCUGAUUAAAAGAGAGAAGCCGGAAGAAAUCUAUGCUGCUGUCAGGAAAGGUUCUGCAAAGAAGAGAAUCCAUCCUGUGCAAGUCAUGAGUGAAUUCAGGGGCAGAGAAAUGGUCUAAUGUUUUGCUAUUAUGUCUUCCUAUUUUAAAUUUCCAAUGAUUUUUCAUCUUUUCCCCCACUUAUUUAAUAAUUAUGUAUGUCAAUGUUUUGCUCUAAAUCUGUAAGAUAACACUUGCUGAAAGGAUGUGAAAUGCUGUUGGGUUGAUUAGAAGCACAGAGGUGAAAAGGAAGCAGA